Trematomus bernacchii (emerald rockcod) is the source of this 2675-nucleotide messenger RNA. It is a transcript of the gene fads2, whose product is annotated as fatty acid desaturase 2. The transcript is spliced from 13 exons. Gene Ontology annotation, cellular component: membrane. The record is from RefSeq and is a predicted model, not a curated record. Gene Ontology annotation, molecular function: oxidoreductase activity, acting on paired donors, with oxidation of a pair of donors resulting in the reduction of molecular oxygen to two molecules of water. NCBI's taxonomy places the organism in Eukaryota, Metazoa, Chordata, Actinopteri, Perciformes, Nototheniidae. The coding region runs from base 223 to 1560 and encodes 445 amino acids. Gene Ontology annotation, biological process: lipid metabolic process.
GGGUGAAUGAGUCCAUGAAAAUAUUAGGGAAGACACGAGGAUGAAUUUAGGAUGUUGGUAAUAUUUAAAAUGGGUCUGAAGAACGGGAUCAUAUAAAGUGAGCCGGUGUGUGAAUGUGACUGAAACCCGGGGAGAGUUGCCAAAAUCUGGAUCCUGUGUCAAGUCUGUGACUGACUGGGACUUAAGUGCGCAGGUGGACCCAGGCCAGAGACAGCAGUGAAGAUGGGAGGUGGAGGCCAUCUGACGGAGGCAGGGGAGCCGGGCAGCGGGCAAGCCGGGGGGGUCUACACCUGGGAGGAGGUGCAGAGCCACUGCAACAGGAUGGACCAGUGGCUGGUGAUUGAUCGGAAGGUUUACAACAUCACACAGUGGGCCAAAAGACACCCAGGAGGCAGCCGGGUCAUCAGCCACUACGCAGGAGAGGACGCCUCGGAGGCAUUCACUGCUUUUCAUCCCAACGUAAAAUAUGUACAAAAGUUUCUGAAGCCCCUGUUCAUUGGAGAGCUGGCAGCAACAGAGCCAAGUCAGGACCGGGACAAAAACGCGGCAAUCAUAAAAGAUUUCCACUCUUUACGUGCGAAGGCAGAGAGCGAGGGUCUGUUUGAAGCCCGGCCUCUGUUCUUCUGCCUCCACCUGGGUCACAUCCUGCUGCUGGAGGCCCUUGCCUGGCUCAUCAUCUGGGUCUGGGGGACCAGCUGGACUCUGACGUUUCUGAGCGCCUUCAUGCUGGCAACUGCUCAGUUGCAGGCUGGGUGGCUGCAGCAUGACUUUGGCCAUCUGUCCGUCUUUAAGAAAUCCAGCUGGAAUCACGUGUUGCACAAGUUUUCCAUCGGCCAUUUGAAGGGUGCGUCUGCUAACUGGUGGAAUCACAGACAUUUCCAGCAUCAUGCUAAACCCAACAUCUUCAGUAAGGACCCUGAUGUCAACAUGUUGCACGUCUUCGUGGUUGGAGCCACUCAACCAGUGGAGUACGGCAUAAAAAAGAUCAAAUAUAUGCCCUACCACUACCAACACCAGUACUUCUUUCUUGUUGGACCCCCGCUACUUAUUCCAAUUUACUUCCACGUGCAGAUCAUACGCACCAUGAUUUCACGCCACGACUGGGUGGACCUGGCUUGGUCUUUGUCGUACUACCUUCGCUACCUGUGCUGUUCUAUACCCAUGUUCGGCCUGUUCGGCUCAGUGAUGCUCAUCACCUUUGUCAGGUUUUUGGAGAGUCACUGGUUUGUGUGGGUGACUCAGAUGAAUCAUCUGCCGAUGGACAUCGACCACGAUAAGCACCGGGACUGGCUCUCCAUGCAGCUAAAGGCCACCUGUAAUAUCAAGCAGUCCCCCUUCAACGACUGGUUCAGCGGGCACCUCAACUUUCAAAUCGAACAUCAUUUGUUUCCCACGAUGCCGCGCCACAACUACCAUCGGGUGGCCCCGCUGGUCCGUGCUCUGUGUGAGAAACAUGGGAUUCCUUACAGCGUCAAAACAAUGUGGCAAGGCAUUGUUGAUGUUUUCAGGUCACUGAAGAACUCGGGCGACCUCUGGCUUGACGCGUAUCUCCAUAAAUGAGGUCUUUUCUCUACACUGUACCUACAGGAAGUUUUUCUCUUCUACUGCAUCGUACAUUGAUUGUAUCUGUUCGGUUUUAUACUCCAGUUGAUAGUACGGGAAUGAUCCUUUCUUAGUGUCGUUUUAGUAUUUUCAGAUUCAGUGCGCAAUUUUUGUGCUCACAGGAUUUCUCUGAAUUGCCUUACAGCGUCUUGAGCAACAGUGGUAUGGUGUUAUAGAUACAGUUGUAAAAAUGGAUUGUGAGGUAUUUUAAAGUGAUGUUUUUUUCAUUAUCUAUCAUGCUGAAACAACAAAAAAUGACAAAUCCUGUUUAAUUGAGGAUAAGUUAUCAUUGUACUUAAUUGAACUUCUUUCUUGAUCUUACAUUAUACAAUAAAAUAACUAUUGACUGUUUCUCCACCUCGGGUUUUAUUAAUCCAGUGACAAACACAGGAAAUAAAGUCAUUACAAAAAGAUGAGACAUCAAAUAUUUAACAAGAUAUUAUUUUAUUGUCCCAUUAUAUUUACAACCCCUUGAAUGCCCAAAUCUUCAUUUAAGUAUUAUUAUCAGAGCAACACACUUUCAUGUUUUCCUUAUUUUUCCUGUAUGUGUUCAGCUUACACUGCAAAUAUCAUGCUGCUCCAAAACAACAUGAAUGACAGCAUCUCACUGUUAUGUACAAUAAUGUCAUGAAUGAGUUUCUCUUGCCAGAAUGUCUGAAUUCUGAUUAAAAACAUUAUUUCUAUUAAUACCUACAGCUGAACUGCAGUUAGUAAGCAGGAUUGAUGAGAAUACUUCUGACAUAUACAGUAGUUUUAAUUAUAGUUGUAAACAGUAAUAUGAAAAUAAAUGGCUAUAUAUCAGAAAAGGUGUCAAACAUUCUGGCACAGGUUUAGUUAUGCUAUAGCUAAGAUCUACUUAUUGAAGUCAUUCAAUAAACAGCUGCAAUAUUGACAAUGAGCAUAAACAUUGACCACACAGUACAAAUAUGCACAAUACAUGCAUGGUGUGCUUACACAUGCUCCCACACACACCCUCUCACAACUGUACAUGGAUUCACAGUCACCCUCUUUCAUACAACAACAAUGAAAACAGAAGCAACAUAAUUAGAUAAGAAAACACUGGAAUACAUACA